Tachysurus fulvidraco (yellow catfish) is the source of this 4785-nucleotide messenger RNA. RefSeq names its product G patch domain-containing protein 8. The transcript is spliced from 4 exons. Gene Ontology annotation, cellular component: nucleus. The record is from RefSeq and is a predicted model, not a curated record. Bases 107 to 3853 code for a protein of 1248 amino acids. Lineage: Eukaryota; Metazoa; Chordata; Actinopteri; Siluriformes; Bagridae.
UGUCCCUGCAUCACCGAACUCAUCUUGGUCUCGUGGACGAUACAGUCCUCUAACUGCCCCGUACUAUCUAACACUGUUGCUCUGAAGCUCAUGGGCGAGAGAGCGGAUGGCGUGCUACUACCUGGUGAUUAGCUCCACGCACCUCAGCAACGGACACCUCCGGAGUAUCAAGGGAGUUUUCCGCGGUCCGCUGUGCGCGAACGGCGGCGCAGAAUCUCCGCAGGAUUAUGCUGGAAAGGAGAAAGCCAUAACUAAAACUCUAGAGAACUUGAAGGCCAACUUCUAUUGUGAGCUUUGUGACAAACAGUACAACAAGCAUCAAGAGUUUGACAACCAUAUCAACUCAUAUGACCAUGCACACAAGCAGAGACUUAAGGAGCUUAAGCAAAGAGAAUUUGCACGCAAUGUCUCAUCUAAGAGCUGGAAGGAUGAAAGGAAGCAAGAGAAAGCACUGAAACGGCUCCAUCAAAUUGCCCUGCUCAAGCAGCAAAGGGAUGGUGACCAGGAAAAGAAGAUAGACUUGAUAGCUGCAGGCCAGGACAAGCAGCAAGAGAAAAUAAGACUCAAUAGCAGUGACAAAUCAGGAGAAAAGAACAUUCUAUGCCACAAUCAGAAUCACAGCUCUCCCUCCCCAGACUUAACCACCAAAAUCGCUCAAUCUGCACCAGUGCUUACAAAUCAGUGCUCUCUUCGGGUUAAGUGUUCCUCACUGCUAGCUCAGAGCCCAAAAGGUCACCGGGAUGCCAAGGCAGGCGUCUCAUUCUGUUUUUCCAAAAGGGCUCACUUGAAGCUGGACUCCUGUGCAUCAGUGUUCACUGAUGGCUUGGAUGAAACUAGUGACCAAAAGGAAUUUCAGAGACAUCAGCAGAAGCUGGCCUUGCAGGGUCUCUUGUCCCAAUCUCCCUCACACACACAGGAUGACCAGCAUGUCCAUCUGGAUCCAAUGCCCCUGAACAAUUCCCCACAGAGGGAUCUACAGACAGAUCAGCCGAAUGAGGAAGGUAGUCUGGAGAUGCAGGUAAUGUACUGCACCAUCGAACCACAGAGCCAAAGUUGUCCUGAUUCACAGGGUCAAGAAGUUGGGAAACAGCCACCCAGAUCAAAAGAUAAAGCAGCUAAUAAUGGCCAAACACCCAGACAAGAAAUGACAUUUGAUGGAUUGAUGGAGAGAAACAGCCUGAAUAACACAAGCCUAGAUGGAAAUAACAAUAUGGCUCUUGGCCAACUCAAUGCACAAUACUCAAAACAAGACUUGUUAAAAAGCAGCAAAAAGGAUGAUUUAACGACUGAAGACUGUUUAGCUGCGAGUGACCUAGGCAACAAAACUUUCUUAAAUGUCCUUGGAAAAGAUGGGACAAAGUUAAAAUGGCCUUGUGAACUUGUUCAGUACACCUCGGAUGAACCCCGUGUGUCCUACAGUUGCAAUCCACUCUUCUUGAAUUUCAAAUGCCCAGAAGGCAAAGAAAAAGGCACAGGGGCAGAGAAGACAGAUGUGUGCACUAUCUCAGAUCAACCCAGCAGAGCCAAGGAGCAGAGCCCAAAUGUUUCUAAAGUUAACUUAGGCAUUUUAAAACCAAAGAAACACAAACAUCGGCGAAGAGGAAGAAUUCGGGUGUGUAAAAUAGAUGCUGUUAGGGGACACAGAGUGACCUGUGCACUCAGCAAUGUUUCCCAGUCACCUGCUGAAAGACAAUUGGAAUUCAACAGCAUGCCGGCCAGCAAACUGCGAAUCAAGCAGAAAUGCGCUGAGAAGAGGAAAAAACUCAGGACUAGAAAGGCAUUGAAGGAUGAGCCACAACUAAACCUAAAAAGUAUAAUUGUAAAUCCUUUUUCUGCCCCACGAUGCCGUAGACGGAGGCGUCAAAGGUUGCCUCCGGCUCUACGCCUGGCAAAGCGCAAGGCUCUUUUGCAUGCUACCAUAGAGUCUUCUGUUGGGAGUAGAGAAAAUUACCAGUGGUGUGACAACUUCUGCAAAUCUAAACGGGAUGCUAACGUGACCCCACUCAAGCCGAGCUCAUGGGGUGUCUUGUCGGAAUUGAGGUCUGAUGGGGAAUGGCCUGCUUGUCAAUGGGACAGACAAUGUACUUCUUCUGCAUCAGCUUCUUACUAUCCCAGGAGGAGAGGAUAUAACCAGCCUUGCUCUUACAUCAGAAAAUCUAGUUACAGUUUCCCAUGCUAUGGUUACGGGCACAUGUUAGACAGCCAAGACAAAGAUACUGAACCCAGACAGGAAUACUGCAAUUACAGAGACUCAGAACUCUACAAGGAGAGGAAUUACUAUGGGGUAUGUGACAGUAUCAUAAAGCAGCGAUACAGCAUAAGAAGGCAUAAAAGACACCUCAGGGAGAACAGAUAUAGAGACUGCCGUAACCCUUCUACAAAAAGAUUUUGUUUUUAUAGAGUCUUUGAGGAUGGUGAUGAUCCACAUGACACAGAACGAAACUGGUGGUGCGAGAGACCAAACCCUUAUCUUAAAAGGCAUAAACGAAGAAACAGGUUCUGGUUAAGAUCAGUGGUGAGACAUGACAGGGGGAAUGAGCAAUCCAGUCCUAUUCUCAGACAUAGUCCUGCUUCAUCUAGUAUCACCAGCAUUUCAGACAUUAGUGGAGAUUGCCGCACUUAUAUUAAGCUAUCCAAUUCUGGGCAGAGAGACUUAAAGUGGCCAACAGAAAGAUCUGCCAGGACAAAGCAUUCUCAUUCAAGAGAACACACACCGAAAGAAAAGAGUCAAUCACCAACCUCAACAUCUAUUGAUCAAUCAGAGGCAGUGCAAUCAGACACCCAAACUGAUUUCAGAGGAAAGCUGGAACCUGUUGCACAAAACACCAAAUGCAGUGAUUUGACAAAGCAGAGCACAACACCUGACAAAAAAUGGGCAAACACGAGAAUAUGUACUCUUUCACUUCCCUUGAUUGGUAAACUCCCCUCGAUAAAGAAAGGAAUAAAACAGGCAGGAACUCAUAAAGACAAAGGUAGCAGUAGCACUUGUUCUGACCAAGUAAAUUCAUAUCCAAAUGAUCAUUCAAAAUCUGAAAGCCAAGCAGUUUUUGAAAGUUCACAUAUAGCUACACAAAAUUCAACCUCGUCCCAAUUAUGUCCAUCUUUAACUGAUCAAAAAACAGUGGAAUCUUGUUCAAGCUCAGACGCACAGAAAGAUAAGUCCAUGGCUCGUGAAAACUUCAGAGUUCCGGAAAAGACAUCAGACAAAUCACCAGAUAAUCCACCACAGAGUUGCUUGAUACCUCCCUUGACUGAGAAACCUAUAACAUUCACUGAAGAAGAGAUGGACAAGUACAGACUUCUUCAACUUCAAGCCCAGCAGCAUAUGCAGCAGAAACAUCUCCAAGAGCAACAUGACAUGCCAAGAAGUUCAUUUGUUCCUCAGAUGGACCAACUACCUAUUCCUGGUCCAGAGCCUUCAAAUCAGACUGUCCCAGCCCCCUGUCUCUCGUACACCAUACAUCAGAAUGGAUCACUAUCAGCUUUCUCUUCCUUCAUCUCCUGUCCUUCAGCCUGUUUGGCAUCCCGCAAUUCCCCAUCUGCCCAGCCUCCUCUCCGUCCCACUCUCUCACAGUCCCACUUCACCCCUCUUCCAUUUCCUACUGUGUUCUACCCAGCUUCUCCUGCAGUAAUGCUGGCAACACACCCUCUCCACCUUAUUUCAGCAGCACCCCUUCAUCCUCAUUCUCACAUUGCUGGCCUAACACUUCACCCCUCACCACAUGCCUCAUUGCUCCCCUCUAUGCUUACCCCAGCAGCCAUGGUAGCUGGCAGGAGUCUGCAAAUUCACCCUACACCACAGACUCUGUUCCCUCAUCAGGAUCUUCAGCAUCACCCUGGUAUUGCUAGCUAGGUGUUGUGAAGAAAACAACAAAUCUAAAAGGGAAAUGUGACAAAUAUGUGAGAAAUUAAGAGGUCUAUCCUUGGUACUUUUAAGUGCUAUUGGACUAGCACUUUUUGAUGUUUGUUUUUGACUUGGCCAAAGGUUUUAGUGUAUUGCUUGUCUUCUCAUUUAUUUCAUACUAUAAUUGUUUGAAUGUCAAUCUGCUAUGUAUGUAAAUGGCAGUGCAGCGAAGCACUGGUCUCCCUCUAAAAUCAUAACUUCUUUAAGUUCAAUUGAUGGGAUUUUUUUACUUGGCUUAAUCCUUGAUAUUAAUUUUUGUCAAAUAGCAAUUUGACCCAAGUCCCUUUCGAUUAGUGCACUGCAAACAUUAUUUGCAUGUCAUAAAGCAGGAUUGAGAGGUUAUUUUCAUCGAUAUCUGAGCACCAGAGGUAAUGUCAGAGUGCAAAAACGUAUAGAUUUGGGCAUGUAUGGAAAUGAAAUGGAGGGAUAUACAGUAUAAUGAAGUGUAAACAGAAAGUGAUUUGUUGUGUCCUUAAACUAAAGCAUACUCUAUUCUAUCUUUCAGUACAGUUAGGUGAGGUGAAAGACUGACUUAUUAGACUAUAAUACAGAGUUGUAAUAAUGCAAUAAUACAGUUUUCAAUCUAUUCAAAGGUCUAAAACCUUCAAUAGUAUUUAUGUACUGUACUUUCUAAUGGAAAAUGCAUUUAAAAAAAUACAUUUUAACAACAUAAGUUGUGUAUAAACUGCACUUGUCUGAAUUAUCUAUGUUCCAGAGACUUUGUAUUUACUCUUAUUUUGUUAGAGCCAAACAUUUUGUGACCUGUAAGAUAAUGUCAUGAUAAUAAAUUUAAUGUAAUCUUGUAAACUCUGUAUCUUGUCAUUGCUGCUGUUUGAUCUAAAAAAUAAGACAGAAUUACUGUAUCAUAUGAUUUCCAGUGU